Molecule: messenger RNA, 622 nt
Organism: Phlebotomus argentipes
Lineage: Eukaryota; Metazoa; Arthropoda; Insecta; Diptera; Psychodidae
Exons: 2
Coding region: 82-567 (161 amino acids)
Source: RefSeq, a predicted model, not a curated record
AUUGUAUGCGAGUUUAGUGUAUAUGAAAGUUCCAUUGCGAUCACAUCUGAAGCGCGAGAGUUAAAAUAAUUGUGAUUCACCAUGAAAGUGUUUUUGGUUGUGCUGUUGAUCUUUUCCGUUACCAGAGCAUCUCUUUUCGAUAGCAACUUCCUCGAUACUGAGGAUGACGAUCUAGAUAAGCAAGUCCACAUCUUGUCUGUGGAGAGAAUGUCGGAUUUUGUGUCCAAAAAUCCCAAAGCUGAACUGGAAAUGAUGACGAUGUAUUCUGGAUAUCGUGGCCAAUUGUCGUAUUCUAUCGGAGCGCGCAUAUCAGGGGAUCGUCUUGUGGGAACGGCAGCAAAUCACCAAAGCUGGCCUCGUCCACAAAAUGUCGCCAUUGAGAUCAAAUAUCCGUCAAGAGGCGUUGGAGCCCUGGUCACUUAUGUAUCUUUGAAUAUUACUCAAAGUACCAAUCUUGGACAAGCUUACAUUACAAAGGGCGGAGUUCAUCAGCGUAAUAUCACAAUUGUCGUAGAAUCCUACGGAACAACAUUCGUCAACUACGUUUGCAACAUUUUUGGCAUGUAAUCUUUUUCCAGAAAAAGCUUUAUUGCGAUGAUACUUUAUCUAACAAACACAAACA